Molecule: messenger RNA, 438 nt
Organism: Parascedosporium putredinis
Lineage: Eukaryota; Fungi; Ascomycota; Sordariomycetes; Microascales; Microascaceae
Source: the annotation of a GenBank genome assembly
AUGUGGGCCGGCGGGGAAGUGCACAUGAACCCUUUGCCCGAGCGUAGGCUGCGCCUCGACGGGUCGCGCGCGGCGUGCGUGGAGCGCAUUCUCGACGUAAGCGUGAAAAAGGCGGAGACGGAGAACCCGCUCGUGUUCGUGUCGCUGGAGCGGCGUAUGGGCCAUGUUGGGGAGAGCGAGUCGGAUGAGGCGGUGCGGGCGAGGCUUCUGGGAGACGAUGGGGCGGUGGCGGUGAGGGAGUUGCGGGACGUGGUGUUUAUGAAGGCUGCGGGACCGGGAGGGAAGGCAAAGACGCGUGUCUUGGAGCACAAGGGACGGGAGGAUUUCAGCCAUACCUUGACGACGAAUCCAAAAUUGUUGUUUCGGUAUAGCGCGCUCACGUACAACACGCAUGCCAUCCACCUGGAUCCGAAUUCUGCAGGCAAGCCGAGGGGUUGA